Molecule: messenger RNA, 662 nt
Organism: Chanos chanos (milkfish)
Lineage: Eukaryota; Metazoa; Chordata; Actinopteri; Gonorynchiformes; Chanidae
Gene: cryaa
Product: crystallin, alpha A
Exons: 3
Coding region: 135-662 (175 amino acids)
Biological process (GO): protein refolding; lens development in camera-type eye; negative regulation of apoptotic process
Cellular component (GO): cytoplasm; nucleus
Molecular function (GO): structural constituent of eye lens
Source: RefSeq, a predicted model, not a curated record
UCUACCCACUCUCACCUCAUCUCUUCGCAUUCCUCACGCCUCCAGUCGGCCCACCCCGUGUCCUCAAGGACUCCUCUAGAAACACGGAGGCUCCAAGCCAAGGUCCAGCCGAGAUACAAAACCAGCCCGACACAAUGGAUAUUGCAAUCCAGCACCCCUGGUUUAGACGCGCCCUGGGUUCCCUCUACCCCACCCGUCUCUUCGACCAGUUCUUCGGGGACGGCCUCUUCGACUACGACAUGUACCCUUACGCCUCCUCCACCAUCAGCCCCUUCUACAGGCACUCAUUCUUCCGUAAUUUCCUGGACUUCUCCAAUUCCGGAAUUUCUGAGGUGAGAUCUGACAGGGACAGGUUCACAAUCUACCUUGAUGUGAAACACUUCUCCCCCGAGGAGCUGAACGUGAAGGUGGCUGAUGACUAUGUGGAGAUCCACGGCAAGCAUGGAGAAAGACAGGAUGACCAUGGCUACAUCUCCCGUGAGUUCCAUCGCCGCUACCGUCUGCCCGCCAACCUGGACCAGUCGGGCAUCACCUGCACGCUGUCGGUGGACGGCCUGCUCACCCUCUGCUGCCCCAGGACCGGCAACACCGAGACCAACCGCGGAGACCGCAACAUCCCCAUCACCCGCGAGGAAAAGACCGGCUCCGCCCCUUCCUCUUAG